This is a messenger RNA of Colius striatus (speckled mousebird), 1137 nucleotides long. It is a transcript of the gene CRLF2, whose product is annotated as cytokine receptor like factor 2. The coding region runs from base 1 to 1137 and encodes 378 amino acids. Gene Ontology annotation, cellular component: external side of plasma membrane. Gene Ontology annotation, biological process: cytokine-mediated signaling pathway. The record is from RefSeq and is a predicted model, not a curated record. Gene Ontology annotation, molecular function: cytokine receptor activity; protein binding. NCBI's taxonomy places the organism in Eukaryota, Metazoa, Chordata, Aves, Coliiformes, Coliidae. The transcript is spliced from 8 exons.
AUGAGACUCAUCUUUCAAGCAUGUUCAGUGAUAUUCACACUGGGCAACCUUGUGUCUUCUCAGUCACAAUCUCCUGGUUGGAAAGAUGCCAUCAACACCACAAUAAUCAAUUUCAAUAAUGAGAAGAUGCAAAUCAGAUGGACAUCAAGCAAACCGUUUCCUGGCAAGAAUGUGUCAUUUUCUUAUACAUUUGAUGAAGGCAAGCACAAAGUUUGGAAGCCAUGUCCCACCUAUUUAUUGGAUCAAGAUUAUAAUUCUGGUUGUGUUUUCAAGACAGAAGGACCCACACUUGCCAUCUCCAUCAGGAAUAGCAAUGGAAAUGAAGAGUUUUUUUCUAAAAGUCUAAAAUCCGAUUUUUAUAUAAAGCCCAAACAACCAGAAAAUGUGACCUUCUUCUGGAAAGAGGACACUGUAACUGUAAGCUGUAAUAAACCAGAGACAGCUGUGAGGUGCUUGAGACUUGAGCUUCAGUACAAAAGCAAGUUUGACAAAGAGUGGCAAUCCAGAACGUCGAAGUGUUGCAGUGUUGGAGAGCAAGGCUUCGAUCCAAGGAAAUGCUAUUCUUUCCGUGUCAGACUGAAGAGGCUGGUACCCUACUGCAAUGUAGUUCAUUACAGCAGUGAAUGGGAAGCAGAAACAUUUUGGAUGAAUGGCACAUUAUUAGGUUCAUGUGAUGAUGACAUAAUUUCUCAGUCAAACACAGUAAUUGUUUUAAGUUUUUUACUGUCAGUACUGUUAAUGAUCCUUAUCUUCUUGAUUCUUCUGUGUAGAUGGCAGAGACUUCAAAAGUCAGUCAUGCCUGCUAUACCAGAUCCAAAAUACAUGUUUGCUGAUCUCUUCAAUGAUUAUAAUGGAAACUUCCAGGAAUGGAUAGACAAAACUGAUCAUGCAGUCCUGCAAACCAAACUAGAAUAUGAGGAUUCAGAGUGCAUGACUGAGGCAGAAAGCCAUCAAGAAGAUGAGAAGAACAGUGACAAACGGAGGCCUCGGGAAAAAAUCUUCUCUUCUUCAGGAGUAGCUGAAAAUAAUGACCCAAAUGCAGCUCAGGUUGUCUGCCUGAUGCCAACAUCCAACACCAUAGCCUCUUUUGCUGGUUUCAAGAUUUUAAUGAAUGAUGACAUGUAUGUGAUGUUAUAA